Messenger RNA from Sorex araneus (European shrew), 9759 nucleotides. RefSeq names its product peroxisome proliferator activated receptor alpha (gene PPARA). Gene Ontology annotation, biological process: cell differentiation; regulation of lipid metabolic process; negative regulation of transcription by RNA polymerase II. The coding region runs from base 3029 to 4435 and encodes 468 amino acids. Lineage: Eukaryota; Metazoa; Chordata; Mammalia; Eulipotyphla; Soricidae. Gene Ontology annotation, molecular function: zinc ion binding; RNA polymerase II cis-regulatory region sequence-specific DNA binding; nuclear receptor activity. The record is from RefSeq and is a predicted model, not a curated record. The transcript is spliced from 10 exons. Gene Ontology annotation, cellular component: nucleus.
CAGCCCCGGCCCAGCGCGCCGUCGCCUGCGCCCCCGACGGAGGGUCCCCGGCGGACGCGGCGGGGGCGCGCCGUCCAGGGCCGGCCGCGGGGAGAGCGGCGGCACGGGGCGCGGGCCGGGACGGAGAGAGACGCGGCCGCCGUGCGCUCAGCCCGCGCGCCCCGGAGCCCGCCCGCUGCGAAGACCUCGCGGGAUGGCACCGCGCUGCCCGGAGACCCGGCGGGAUGGCACCGCGCUGCCCGGAGACCCCGCGGAAUGGCACCGCGCUGCCCGGAGACCCCGCGGGAUGGCACCGCGCAGCCUGGAGACCCCGCGGGAUGGCACCGAGCUGCCCGGCCCCCCGGCACGCGCCGAGAGGGGACCCGCGGGCCUCCUGGCACCAAGAGCCACGCCGAGGGCCUGCGCCGCCGUGGGCACGACCGCGCCGCGCUGGCAGCAUCUGGACCCGACCUGCGACGCCCCCCGGGGCCAGCACCGGCUUGGAGGCAAUUCCGGAGGACCUCGGGCCCCGCCCCCGCCCCGCCUGGUCCCGGCACCUCGGCCUCGGGGUUCGAGUGGCCCCCGCGGGACCGGGGCAUGACCCGGCGUUUGUGGACAGACUCUGGGGGCGUGGACCACCCGGACAUUGGCCUCCGGGAGGCGCUUCUGGACCCCACAGCCGCGUCCGACGUGGAGGAGCAGCGAAAGGGGACCGGCCGGAACCCCCAGCCCGAGUCCCGUGGGAGGGCCCCAGGGCGCAGAGCUCAAAGACAGGGAGGGCGGGGGCGGGGGCGGCUCUGCGGGACCCCCACCCCACCGGGCCCAGGGCCGGUCUGCCCGACCCACCUCCCCCACGCUCCAAAGGGCUCUGAGCCUCAGUUUACUCAUCCAGGUGAACCCUCAGGCCUGGUGAGCCCCCAGGACAAGAAGGGUGUCAGGGUGCUUGGAGGGGCUCAUUCCUUCACAAAACUGCCCCCCACGAGGGAACAGGGGGCGCUUCCGUGCUUGUAGCCACCCCAUGAUCCCGAGCCCUGCCAGGAGUCAGCCCUGAGCACAGAGCCAGGAGUCAGCCCCGAGCACAGAGCCAGGAUCAGCCCUGAGCACAGAGCCAGGAGUGACCCCGAGCAUCACCGGUGUGGGUGCUCCCCACCCUGUGGUGCCCCAGGUCCUGCCCAGGCCGGCCGAGGCCCCUUGAGACGAAGGAGCCCUGAGGGCAGAUGGGCAGCUCAGGACCCCCCACCCCGCUGCGAGCCCCCUCCCCUUCCCCCAGGGGUCCCAGGGUGCUCCCGGGGAGAGGCCGCUGCUGGCCCCCCGCUGACCAGCCGGCCGGGGACGGCUUCUGGCCUUCUAUACCCGCUGUCCCCGUGGCAACGCAGCCCCGGCCCCACAUCAGGGGCGGGAGGAAGGUUCCAGAAAGGGGCGGCCGCGCCCCCACCCCCACUCCCACAUCCCACCUGAGGGGCGAGUGUGCAGCUCCCCAGCCCGCCGGCCGCUCUCGCCGUCCAGCCCCGUCACUGUCUCGGGCCCGGGGGGAACCGGGGGCUCUGCCACCCUCCCCUGCGCUCCCAGCUGGCCCUGCCCAGCCCUCGUGGCCCCAGGGCUGUGGUUAAAACCCGGCUCCUCUGGGGGUUCCUCACAGCCCAGGACGAGUAGAAUGUUCUAGAAAUGCCGUUUGAGGAGGGCUGGGGAGGGGGGCGUUCCUUGGACCUACAGUGGAUGGUCCCGUCCGCCUGGGGCUGCUCUGGGGAGGGCGAGCCCCCUCUCUCCCUCUGUGCCCGUUCACCUAAGGAGCCCUGGGCUUCUGGUCUGGGGGCAGGGCUGGAGGGCUUCCUGGAGGAGGUGAAACCAGGUCACCCUACCCAGGCCUCCCGGGUCUGGGGCCAGAGAUCGCUGACGCCCUGUCGGACCCCGGGGCCUCAUGGAGGGACACACGGACCUCGUCGUCCCAAGGCACCGCCCGCUCCGUGCCAGCGCUAGUGCCCAUGUCCUUAGGCCGGGCCUGGGGACGGUCUCAGUGAUGUCCACCUCAGGCACGAGCUGAGAAGCCCCGCCCGCCUCCCACCCCUCGCCCUGAACGCAGCCUGUGGUCACCCCCCGAAGGGCCAGCUCUGCCUCCUGGUGUCCGUGUCCAAGGGGCAGUGCCGGGCCGAGCCCCCAACCCUGCCCGCAGGGGCGACCCCGACCUUGGGUGGCUGUGCUGUCCCGGCCGGCGUGUGGCCUUGGGUCCGGGAGCGUGUGCUCUGAGGGGCCGGCGGGGGCAGGAGGAUCACGGGGCUGGGACUCGGGGCUGCCUGAGGCUGAUACUUUCUAUCCAGUCGGUUCAGCUGCGACUGUAGCCAGCGGCCGGCCCUGGGGCGGGGGACUCUGGCCGCCUCCUCAGCCUGUCCCGCCCGGCCUCUGGGGCACCUGGGGGCUCAGGGGGGCGGUGGGGGAGGCAGGGGGCCUUGGGGGGACACAGGGAUGAGCUGGGAACUGCUCUGGGCGGCGCCCGGGCGGCAGUGGGGGGCCUGGCCAUUGGCCGCUGGGUGCUGGUGUGGGCGGGAACAGGGUCCCCCCACUGCUGACCGUCCCUCGGGAGGAGGGGCCUUGGGAGGUGGUGUCCAGCGCCAGGACAUGGCCAAGGCCCUGCCACGGGGCGCACGUGGCCUUGGAGGGGCCCCUUCACCGUGGCCCAGGCUGCCCCCACCCUGUCUCCUCCACUCCCCCCCCACCCGCCUCCUGCUAACGGGGACUAAGAAACCCCACCUGUGACCUCUGACCUUGUCAUCUUUGCAGGUUCUCUGCCUCUGCCAUCAGACUGGACUUCCUGUCAUCGCCGGGGAUGAGGGAGGGGCCGAUGGGCCAGUCAGGGGGACCUUCUCCGGCCCAGGCUGGUUCCCGGGGGGCCCCCUUGGGGGCUGGAGGGGCCCCGCCCAGGCCCUGGGGCCAAGUCUGGCCUGCAGGCACCAGCCGACGCUGAAGCCAGGAGCCCGCGCGCCUCGUGGGGAAGAACGGGCCGGACGCUGAGCCAGCGAGCAGGUCGGCCCUGCGGGAGGCUGGGCCCGGCACCAUGGUGGACACGGAGAGCCCGCUGUGCCCGCUGUCCCCCCUGGAGGCCGAGCUGGACAGCCCGCUCUCGGAGGAGUUCCUGCGGGAGAUGGGCGACAUCUCGGACGUGGGCCCGGGCAUGGGCGAGGACAGCUCGGGCAGCUUCGGCCUGGCCGACUACCCGUACCUGGGGGACGGGCCUGGCUCCGAGGGCUCCAUCGUCACGGACACCCUCUCGCCGGCCUCCAGCCCCUCGUCCGGCACCUGCCCUGCGGCUCCCGGGAGCACUGAGGAGCCGGCCAGCGUUGCCCUCAACAUCGAGUGCAGGAUCUGCGGGGACAAAGCCUCCGGCUACCACUACGGGGUGCACGCGUGCGAAGGCUGCAAGGGCUUCUUCCGGCGCACCAUCCGGCUGAAGCUGGUCUACGACAAGUGCGACCGCAGCUGCAAGAUCCAGAAAAAGAACCGCAACAAGUGCCAGUCCUGCCGCUUCCACAAGUGCCUCUCGGUUGGGAUGUCCCACAACGCCAUCCGCUUCGGACGGAUGCCCAGGUCCGAGAAGGCGAAGCUGAAGGCCGAGAUCCUCACGUGCGAGCAGGACUCGGGGGACGCGGAGACGGCCGGCCUGCGGGGGCUGGCGCGGCGCAUCCACGAGGCCUACCUGAAGAACUUCAACAUGAACAAGGUCAAGGCCCGCGUCAUCCUGGCCGGCAAGACCAGCAACAACCCGCCCUUCGUCAUCCACGACAUGGAGACGCUGUGCAUGGCCGAGAAGACGCUGGUGGCGCAGCUGGUGGCGGGCGGGGGCAUCCAGAACAAGGAGGCCGAGGUGCGCAUCUUCCACUGCUGCCAGUGCUCGUCCGUGGAGACCGUCACCGAGCUCACCGAGUUCGCCAAGUCCAUCCCGGGCUUCGCCGGCCUGGACCUCAACGACCAGGUGACGCUGCUCAAGUACGGCGUGUACGAGGCCAUCUUCGCCAUGCUGUCGUCCGUCAUGAACAAGGACGGCAUGCUGGUGGCCUACGGCAGCGGCUUCAUCACCCGCGAGUUCCUCAAGAGCCUGCGCAAGCCCUUCUGCGACAUCAUGGAGCCCAAGUUCGACUUCGCCAUGAAGUUCAACGCGCUGGAGCUGGACGACAGCGACAUCGCGCUCUUCGUGGCGGCCAUCAUCUGCUGCGGGGACCGGCCGGGCCUCCUGAACGUGGCGCACAUCGAGCAGAUGCAGGAGAGCAUCGUGCGCGUGCUGCAGCGGCACUUGCAGAGCAACCACCCCGACGACGCCUUCCUCUUCCCCAAGCUCCUGCAGAAGCUGGCCGACCUGCGGCAGCUGGUCACCGAGCACGCGCAGCUGGUGCAGGUCAUCAAGAAGACCGAGUCGGACGCCGCCCUGCACCCGCUGUUGCAGGAGAUCUACCGGGACAUGUACUGAGCCCGCGCGCCCCCCUCCUGGGGGACGCCUCGAGCGGCACUGACGCAGUGUGCGCGCGCGCAGCGGGCGGUCAGCAGCGCGGAGAGCCAGGAGGGAGCUCCCCCUGGGCCCGCGGCUGGUGGCGAGGUGACCAUCCCGGGGCAGACGGGGCGUCUCCCCGCUCCCGCCCCUCCCCACUGCCCGCUCCUUGGUGGGUUCUGAAAACUAAUCAGCACUUUUUUUGUUUUGUUUUGUUUUUAACUCUUAUAAUCCUUUCGAUCUAGAUGUUUCCAAGGAGAGGGGCCUGAGAGCAGCCGCCUACUUAUUGGGGGAGACUCUGAUUCCGUGUCCCGGAUCCCAGGAAGGUGCCCUCCACACUGCCCUCGGCACAGGCCCGGGCAUCCUCGAACCCGCGAGGGGCCCCGUGAGGGCGCAGCACUCUAGCCGGGGACGUGGAAUCAGAGAAGCCUGACCCGGGUUUGCCGGGGGUUCCCGGGAGCCCCGCUGCCUUGGGGCCUUGGCCAGCUGUCUGCUCGGGUGCGGGUGGGGUCUGUGAGAGCAGGAACCAGCUGCCCAAGGCCCCCGGAGCCCCCCUCCUCUCCUCCCACACAGGGACCCACCGCCCGCCCAGGGAGGCUGUUUGGGGCCACCCCAGUGUUCUUAGGGACAGUGACGAGUUCCCGAGGGGUCCGGCAGCCCCGGGGCUCCUGCUGUGUUGCCUUGUAAAAGAUGCAGCUUUAUUAUUAUUUUUUUAAUUAUUAUUAUUGUUUCGCGACUCGGUGGUCGUCCCUGGAGCAGAGCCGAGGCAAUCAGGACUGUGGGCGGGGCCGUCGCGGGCUCUCAGGCGCCCGCUGGCCUUGGGCUGUGGCACACUCACUUUGGUAGGUGGCCCCCGUCCUGCAGAGACCACCAGCAGCACCUCCUGGCCCCCUGUGCCUGCCGCUCCCCUCGGCCUCGGGGGUCUCGUGGACCACCCACACCAGGAAACCGCCUUGUUUUGUUGUCCACCGUCCCAGAGAAACGGACCCAGGAGAGGAUCGCCAGCCCUCCAGCGCCGACCCGGCCGUCACAGAACACCCGGUGACCCUCCACGUGGGCCCGGACCAGCCCGACACGGCGGCGGCCACGGGAAAAACAAAAUAAUAGCACAGGGGCAGACGGAAGGUUUCCGGCGUCCUGGGAGAGGGCGCGGCCGGAGGCUCACGUGCCGGCCGGUCAGCAGCCCCGCAGGGGUGGGGCCCAGGGGGAGCCCGUGGCCCCCGGAGCCGUGCCAGCGCCAGCCUCGCGCCUGCCAGCCACUGUGCCGCGGAGCCGUGCCAACAGGUUCUGGAAGCUUCCGGCCCUCUACUGCGUGGUCGUGGGAACAUGGUCCGGCCCUGUGUCCACUAGUGGCCAACGGUGUCCGGCUCCUCAGGGCCACCCACUGCCCCGUGGCCACUGUCUGGGAGCUGCCGGGACCCGGGGCCAUGGGCAGCGACACCCCUCCAGGUGCUUGAGGGUGCUCCAGGCCGUGGGGGCUCAACGCCCCCCUGCUCCACUCGGGGAGCCGAGACUCGGCCUCAGGCCAGGCUCCGGGACACACGGGGACACACCGGUGCCCCGGGCGGACGCUGGGCCGUGGCCUUGUGGUUCCGGGGACUCAGAUGGACUCACAGCUACCUCAACCAUGCGUCCCGGCAGCACGAAAAGGCCCCAGGACCCGGGCCUGUGCCACGCACGCGCCAGGACCCCUCUGCUGGCCCCAGCCCCAGGAAGGCUGUGGGGUCGUCCACGGUGCCUCCGGGUCACUCUGGUGUCCACGGUGCCUCCGGGCCACUCUCUGGUGUCCACGGUGCCUUUGGGCCACUCUCUGGUGUCGUCCACGGUGCCUCCGGGUCACUCUCUGGUGUCAUCCACGGUGCCUCUAGGUCACUCUGGUGUCCACGGUGCCUCCGGGUCUCUCUCUGGUGUCCAUGGUGCCCCUGGGUCACUCUCUGGUGUCGCCCACGACGGCCUCUGGGUCACUGUCUGGCCAUUGCUGCAUUCUUCAUGGUCUCCCACUUUCGGUUUGUGGCACCAACGCAGGCGCCUGACCAGGGUGCGAGGGGACCAGUGUGCCAGCUUGGGUCACUUGGCUGUGCCUGAGAAACCCGGGGGCCCUGGCUGCUUCCUGGGCCUGCAAGGAGUGAGGCCUGGGGGCUCCGUGGGCCCUGCCGAGACCCCCACGGGGAGACACCCCCCAUCUCUCUCCUCAAGUCAGGGGCUCCGGGCCCGUGGGAGACUCGCAAGGGGGGUUUGUCCUGCCCCAGAGGUCCCAUGGUGUGGCUCAGACUGGCCACUCCCUCGGGUGGCCCUGGGGGUCGGCUUCAGGAAGCCCCUCUGCUUUCGAGGCCUCUUGAACAGCGGGGGCCCAGGCCCAGCGCCCCGGCCACCUGGACCCGCGGCCGGGAAGCCCCCGGGAGGGGUGGCCAGCCUGUGGAAGGCGCCCCCAGCAGCCAGGGCACAGGGGCGGGGCCACCCCCCAGGGUCUGCCGUGUGCCCGUGGAGGAGCUGUGCAAGGCAGGGGUCAGGCCAUGUCCCGGCUCGGGGCUCCUGGGACCCAUGGCCGAGUCUCCGCUCAGAGCCUGCCUGGACACUUGGCCUGCGACUCUCAGAGCUGGACCCUCAAGGCUGGCACUGAGAACGUGGGGCGGCGACUGUGCCUGUCAGGCUGUGGCUGAGACUGUGGGGCUGCGACUGUGGCUGUCAGGCUGUGACUGAGACUGUAACUCAGGCUGUGAUUGUGAGGCUGUGACUGACUCUUAGACUGUGACUGUCAGACUGUGGCUGUGGCUGUGUUGGGCUGUGGCAGUGAGUGCAACUGUCAGGCUGUAUCUGUGACUAUCAGGCUGUUACUGACUCUCAGGGUGGUGGUUGCCAAGCUGUGACUGUGACUUGACUCAGACUGUGACUCUGAUUGUCAGGGUGUGGCUGUGAGUACCUCUGUCAGGCUGUAACUGCGAGAUUGUGGUUGUGACUCUCAGACUGCGAUUGUGUCUGUGACUGUCUGACUCUGAGUGUGACUGUCAGGCUGUCUGACCGUCCAGCUGUGAAUGUGACUGUGGCUCAGGCUGUGUCUGUGACUGUCCGGCUGUGUGUGACUGUCAGGCUGUGUAACUGUGACUCAAGCUGUGUCUUGACUGUCCGGCUGUGAGUGGCUGUGACUCAGGCUAUGUCUGUGACUGUCAGUGUGACUAUGACUCCGCCUGUGACUGUGAGGCUGAAUGUGACUGACUCAGGCUGUGUCUGUGACUGUCCAGCUAUGAGUAUGAUUGUCAAGCUGACUGGCUGUGUUGCUGUGACUCAGGCUGUGUGUGUGACUGUGACUGUGUGUGACUGUCAAGCUGUGUAUGACUGUGACUCCACAUGUGACUGUGACUGAGGCUGAGUGUGACUGACUCAGGCUGUGUCUGUGUUUGUGACUCAGGCUGUGUCUGUGACUGACCGGCGGUGAGUGAUUGUCAGGCUGACUGGCUGUGUGACUGUGACUCAGGCUGUGUGUGACUGUCAAGCUGUGUGUGACUGUGACUCCACCUGUGACUCUGAGGCUGUGUGACUGACUCAGGCUGUGUCUUUCAGGCUGUUUGUGACUAUCAGGAUGUGUGACUGUGACUCUGGCUGUGUGUGUGACUGUCAAGCUGUGUGUGACUGUGACUGUGUGUGACUGUGACUGAGGCUGAGUGUGACUGACUCAGGCUGUGUCUGUCAGGCUGUUUGUGAGUGACUGACUCAGGCUGUGUCUCUGACUGUCAAGUUGUGACUGGCUCAGGGCUGUAGUUGUCAAACUGAGGCUGACUUGACUCAGACUUGACUGUAACUUGACUCAGGCUGUGACUGUCAGGCUGGCUCUGGGCUAUGGCCGGCGCUGUCGGGGGCUCGGCGGGCAGGUAGCUCGUGGGAAGCGCCCAGGCCCUGAGUCUGUGCUCACGCCCAGGCACACCCUGGGGCUGCUCCCGCCGCAGGGGCUCCGGGACCUCCCCACAUGCCCUUGGACGCCGCGUCGAGGGUCAGAGGAGCACGGUGGCCCCUCCGCGGCCCUCCCGAGUGGGCCAGGGCAGCUGCGUCUUUCCCUUCUGGCCUGAAGCUGUGGGCACCGGGCCUGACCAAGGGGCCCCGGCAGCUGCAUCCUUGGCCGAGAACAGGCCAAACCGCGCCGUGUCCAAGGGCACAUCUGGACGGGGCAGCCGGCAGCGGCGAGGACGUCAGUGGGCUUGUGGCCGCCCCGGCACCAUCUGCCAACAACAAAGCAGUUAAGAACCGUCGAGAGCUAGUUCCGAGCGGGGCCCUCAUUCUCCCUCGCCUGUGCCCGCCCGGCCCGGCCCCCUCCACCCCGGCAGGAAGGGCGCGGGGCCUCCGUGCGGUCAGGCUGCAGCUGUCGCCGGCCUUUCCGAGACAACACCGCUGUCCUGCCCUCAGGCCUGGAAGGGUCCCCACUCAGUGCCACCCCGGCUGGCGCUGCCCCCUAGCACGUCAGGGAGGCUCCCACCGGCCCCACCGCGGUGCCAGGCAACCCUCGAAGACUAGUGACCCGACAAUCAUGCCCCGGGACCCGCACCAGAGCAGUGUUUGCUGCCCCGAUGCUCCAGGCUGACCCUGGCACCCCUGGGGGGGGAACAAAUGCGGACACAGAGCUCUGCAGACCUGUGUACGGGACACCACACACACACACACACACACACACACACACACACACUGUGGGUAUACACUACACGCAGACACAGCACACGAGCACACAAAUGUAGUACACAUACACAGCGCGGGUAUACACACUAGGUGCAGAAACAGCACACACGUAGCACGCAUAUAGCAUGGGUAUACACUAUUGCACGCACACACACACACACACACACACACACACACGCAGACCCCACAGCUCCUCUCGGGACCCCCAUUCCUGUGCAUGGCAAAUCUAUGGGCGAAGCCACCCGAGACCUUCAUAGACGCCACUGGACCCUCCAGGUCGGUGGCUGACGGGGCUGGCCCGGGCCGGCUGGGGUGCCCCCAAGGCCCCAUGGAAACCCCCAUUCUCGGAGCAGACCCGGCUCAGCCCACCUGGACGGGAGGCCCCGCCCGGGCGAGACUCCCCAGUGCCUUAUCUCAGUGUUCGGGGCGGCCUCGUCACUCCGGGAGUGGAAAAGGGUCCCUCUCUAUGCCAGACUCGGGGGCCAGCUCUCCCCCCCGGGGAGGGGCCCACCCGGGUGCCUGUGCCAGACCCCGGCCUGUCUGUCCACAAUGUCGUGCUGUGACCGAUGAAUGUAAAGACGAUUCAGGGUACAGUUCUGCCUUAAUGGUCUUGAAAAAAAUAAAUAAAACUAUUUUUUAAAGUG